GGCUGUGCCACCUCUGGGGAAAGUGCACUUGCCUGGGGGGGGCGCCUCUGCCUAGGGUGCCCGUACUGGCCCUUCCUGGAACAGAUGAAAGGGGUGCAGUUCCAGGCGGGGCUGAGUCGGGGCGCAGCCGUGAUUUCAGGGCACCUCCGUUUGGCGGCUGCUGUGAUUUGAAAGCCUCAGACGUCUGGGUGACUGACGCUGGGAGCCCCUGAAUGAGCAGUGCUGGGUGCAGCCCCGCCCGGAGGCUACGGAGCUGGGGGGGCCUGGCCGGGGGAGCCCUGCUUGCAGUCUUCUGGCUCCUGUGGCUGCUGGGGUCGGGCCCCAGGGGAGCCCCGGCACCCCAGGCCACAAUCACCAUCCUUGUCUGGCACUGGCCCUUCACUGACCGGCCCCCAGAGCUGCCUGGCGACACCUGUGCCCGCUACGGCAUGACCCACUGCCGCCUGAGUGCCAACCGGAGCCUGCUGGCCAGCGCAGACGCCGUGGUCUUCCACCACCGCGAGCUGCAGACCCGGAGGUGCGGCCUGCCCCUGGCCCAGCGGCCGCGUGGGCAGCCGUGGGUGUGGGCCUCCAUGGAGUCCCCCAGCCACACGCACGGCCUGGGCCGCCUCCGUGGCGUCUUCAACUGGGUGCUGAGCUACCGGCGCGACUCAGACAUCUUCGUGCCCUACGGCCGCCUGGAGGCCCACUCGGGGCCCUCACCGCCACUGCCCGCCAAGAGCGGGGUGGCCGCCUGGGUGAUCAGCAAUUUCCAGGAGCGGCAGCAGCGGGCGCGGCUGUACCGGCAGCUGGCGCCCCACCUCCGGGUGGACGUGUUCGGCCGGGCCAGCGGGCGGCCACUGUGCGCCAACUGCCUGCUGCCCACCGUGGCCCGCUACCGCUUCUACCUGUCCUUCGAGAACUCGCUGCACCGCGACUACAUCACCGAGAAGUUCUGGCGCAACGCGCUGGCGGCCGGGGCCGUGCCCGUGGUUUUGGGGCCCCCCAGGGCCACCUACGAGGCCUUCGUGCCUCCGGACGCCUUCGUGCACGCGGACGACUUUGGUUCGGCCCGGGAGCUGGCGGCUUUCCUCGCCGGCAUGAACGAGAGCCGCUACCUGCGCUUCUUCGCCUGGCGCCACAGGCUCCGCGUGCGGCUGCUGGCCGACUGGCGGGAACGCUUCUGUGCCAUCUGCGCCCGCUACCCGCACCUGCCGCGGGACCAGGUCUACGAGGACCUGGAGGGCUGGUUCCAGGCCUGAGCUCCCGCUGGCCAGGGGAGGUGGCUGUGGGUGGAAGGGCUGAGUGUCGCAAUCAAACCACCGAGCAUCCGGCCCCCAGCGGCUGCCAUCGGGCUAACUAACGGGAGGCUGGGGCCAGAGGCCAGGAAGUGAGGGUGAGGGAGGAGCAGGCUGAGCUAGCUGGGGAGGCUGCCUGGAGGAGGAGGAGGAGGCUGGUGAGCCCUGAUGGCGGUGUCUGGGAGCACCAAAGAGGACAGGCUGCUGAGGAACCACCUCACCCCGGGCAAGUCUUGGGUGGGUCACAAGACGCCCCGGCCUGCAGCCUCCUCUGAACCCGAGGUGCCCUGGCCCCCGAGAUGCAGGCACAGGCCCUGCUGCUCCUGCAGGCCGGGAGACCCUGGUGCAGCGACCGGCUGUGCUGGGCAGCAGGGCACACAAUAAAGAAGCCAACGAGUAUCUCACUGUCCCUCUGUGUCCUGUCAGCAGCGCCCCUGUCGGCCCUCCCGUGCCUGACCUCACCCCUG
Messenger RNA from Microcebus murinus (gray mouse lemur), 1744 nucleotides. RefSeq names its product fucosyltransferase 7 (gene FUT7). The record is from RefSeq and is a predicted model, not a curated record. NCBI's taxonomy places the organism in Eukaryota, Metazoa, Chordata, Mammalia, Primates, Cheirogaleidae. Gene Ontology annotation, cellular component: membrane. Gene Ontology annotation, molecular function: alpha-(1->3)-fucosyltransferase activity.